AUGGGGCCCACCUCUAUUAGAGAGGUGGUACAAUUGUGUGGUGGUGGUGAAAGAGAUGAAGGUGAAGGUGGUGUUGGUGAUGAAGGUGGUGUUGGUGAUGAAGGUGGGGUUGGUGGUUGUGAUAGUGGUGGUGGUGGGAUGGCGGUUGUGGAGGUGGAUGUGGUAGUUGUAGUGGUGGUGGUGGAGGAUGAGGAGGAUGUGGUGGUGGUGGUGUCGGUAGUUAAAAGAAUGCAUGCAUUGCAUUUUUGGCUUUUGCCUUUUUUUGUUGGUUGUGGUUAG
Prunus armeniaca (apricot) is the source of this 279-nucleotide messenger RNA. Lineage: Eukaryota; Viridiplantae; Streptophyta; Magnoliopsida; Rosales; Rosaceae. The record is from the annotation of a GenBank genome assembly.